GUGCUGCCUGCCUCCUGGAGUGGGAGAUCGGUGAAUUGAACAAAACCGCCAGAUGGAUGCUCAACCUCUCGCUCCAUCGUCUAUUCCUUACGCCACCGCUCUCAACUCGGUUUACCUGUGAUCGGGUUCGGAAUGCGAGGAGUUGAUUGGUGGUGAUGUAUAAACCGAAUACACCUUCUUCUGGGAUAGGCUCAAUUUCGUGUUUAUUGUAAUGGGUUGUGUUUACUCCAAAGCAUGCAUUGGACAGAUAUGUCCUCCAAGAGAUUUGGAUGCUCGAGACCCCGGAAAUGUCAAAGUAGCAUCUGAAAACCCUGUCUUUUCACCUGCUUCCUCAGAUGUGGAGGAUGUGGACAUUAGGGAGCAGUUAAGCCAGUUAAGUAUAGGCAGGGACCACGAAAUUGGUAUAGCUAGGUCAUCUCGCGUCUCUUUACAAAUUUUACCUCCCGAAGGGGGCUCACAUAGUGCCGUAGUUCAAUCUGGUAACUAUGAAUUAAGGUACUCAUAUCUUUCUCAAACAGGGUAUUAUCCUGAUUCUCUUGAUAAAGCUAAUCAAGAUAGUUUUUGCAUCCGUACUCCUUUUGGGAUGACUCUGGAUGACCAUUUCUUUGGGGUUUUUGAUGGGCAUGGAGAAUUUGGAGCUCAAUGCUCUCAGUUUGUGAGGAAGAAGUUGUGCGAAAAUUUGCUUCAGAAUAACAAAUUCCAUCUAGAUGCUGUUGGGGCCUUCCAUGAUGCUUUCUUGAUGACUAACUCACAAUUGCACGAUGAUGCUCUGGAUGACAGCAUGAGCGGGACUACGGCAAUCACUGUACUCGUACGUGGAAAAACAAUUUAUGCUGCCAAUUCAGGCGAUUCAAGAGCCGUCAUAGCUGAGAGAAGGGGAAAUGAUAUUGUGGCAGUGGACCUAUCGAUUGAUCAAACCCCAUUUCGUCAUGAUGAACUUGAAAGGGUUAAGCAAUGUGGGGCAAGGGUUCUCACCAUGGAUCAGAUUGAAGGACUGAAGAACCCAGAUUUGCAAUGUUGGGACACAGAGGAAGGCGAUGAUGGUGAUCCUCCUAGGCUUUGGGUACAAAACGGGACAUAUCCUGGUACUGCUUUUACAAGAAGUAUAGGUGAUUCUAUUGCUGAGACUAUUGGUGUUGUGGCAAACCCUGAAGUUACAGUUCUGGAGCUAACACCAAAUCACCCCUUCUUUGUGAUUGCCAGUGAUGGUGUAUUUGAGUUCCUCUCGAGCCAAAAUGUUGUGGAUAUGGUUUCGAAGUAUAAGGAUCCCCAGGAUGCUUGUGCAGCCAUAGUUGCUGAAUCAUAUCACCUGUGGUUACAGUAUGAAACUCGUACUGAUGACAUAACUGUCAUAGUUGUCCAUAUUAUUGGAUUAAAUGAUGCUGCAGGUGUUCAAUCCAAAAGUUAUGAAGCAGCUGUAAGAUUCCCUUUACUUCAGGAUGCAGAUAGACCAGGUUCAGAAUCUCCAACUGUCAUGAGCUGGAAAUCAAAGAAUCAACAAGAAAGACAAGAUAUAUCACAUGCACGGCUUCAUGCUUUUGAAAAAUCCCUCGAGAAUCGGCUGAUUUGGACGCCUCCUUCUCCACCUCACAGGAAGACCUGGGAAGAAGAAGCACAAAUUGAGCAGGUCUUGCAUGAUCACUUUCUUUUUAGAAAACUGACAGAUUCUCAGCAUCAUGUUUUACUGGAUUGUAUGAAAAGAGUGGAAGUUCAAGCAGGAGACAUUGUAGUGAAUAAGGGUGUUGAAUGUGAUUCGUUUUAUGUAGUUGGAAGUGGAGAAUUUGAGGUCCUGGAAACAGAGGUGGAAAACCCCGUAGAAACACAAAGGGUUCCACAGAUAUACACCGCUGAGAAGCUAUCAUCCUUCGGAGAGCUGGCCCUGAUGUACAACACACCUGCACAGGCCUCUGUUCGUGCAUUAACAACUGGAACACUCUGGGAACUCACAAGAGGAGAUUUCAGAGGAAUCCUUACAUCAGAAAUUUCUUAUCUGUCAUCAUUGAAACUGCUUCAUUCAGUAGAUCUUCUAUCAAGACUGACAAUUUUACAGCUAAACCAUAUAGCAGAUUCUCUUUCAGAAAUUAGUUUCUCUGAUGGGCAAACUAUAGCAAAUAAGGAUGAAGAUCUACUUGGUCUGUACAUCAUCCAAAAAGGGGAAGUCAAAGUGACAUUUGACAUGGAUACAGUGAGAAUGAAAAACAUAUCAAGUCUCAUAUGCGACAACAAGGAGCAUGAUUUGGUGCCAAACAACAAGGGUGUCUCACUGCAAAAGGCUGAAGGAAGCUAUUUUGGAGAGUGGACACUUCAUGGCGAAAAUGUUGGCUGCUUAAGUGUCAUUGCUGUCGGCAAUGUAGUGUGCUCGGUCCUAACAAAGGAAAAGUUUGAGAGAGUCAUGGGACCUGUGACAACUUUCACUGGGUGACGAAAAAGUUCGAUUCAUUCAUGAUCCCUUUGAUGCGAUUCUCACUGAAUGAUCUCAAGUAUGUUAGUAUCUUCCGUGAACUUGUGAAGUAAUCAACAGAAGCAACAAAUUAAUAUACUUUAUAUUUAUGCCACCACUUUAUCGGUUCUUGUCAGUAAUGAGAACUUGAGAAGCUCACCACCCUCUUCUUUAUGUGGGCCUACAACUACUCUUCAAAUAUCUCUGAAGAACCAAAGAUAAGAUGCUUAGCCUGGAGAGAUUUUCAAAGCUACGACUUUUUGAUAAGAGAACAAGUUUUAAAAGAAUAGGUGUUAUUGAUACGCCUAUGGUCUACCUCAACACCUUGUUAAGGUUGCAUAACGUACUUCUGCAGGCUGUGAGGACAGGAUCUACUUCAUGCUACAUGGUGAAAUGAGGCGUGUGAACUUACUUUUGCUCAAAUUGCUUUUAGCUGUGAAGUUGUUGAUCUCAUUUCCAAGUUAUUUCAAGUAUCAAGUGAAUGAGAACUUGAGACUUGGAAUUCAAGGUAUCAACCAAUCGGGACGAGUCACACCAAUGUGCGAUUCAAAUGGGUACCCGUAUGGACCGAGUCCAUUUUUGACAUUUUGGACUCUACACCACUCCAAAUGGUCUUAGGGGGUAAAAAUGAGGUACCCCACUUUGGGGUACUUAUAGUAUUUUUGUUGUUUGCGGGACCCUAACACAUCCUAAACGACAUUUGAAAACACUUGAAUAGUAAAGUUUUACCCAUCUUGAAGAGGCCAUUUAUGGAAUGAAGUUGGUGAGUAGGAUAUUGUUCAUCUUAUUUUUGCAGUAGAUCGGACAUAGUUGCGGUUCUUAACAAGAGUUGGGCGAACUAGAAUCAAUCUGGAACUAGAGUCAAAACCAGCCAAGUAGUUGGACCGAAUGGUAGGAUAAAUCUUGAGUUGGAGUUCGGAAAAAUUGGGUGGAAGAACUGUAGUCUUUUUCUUUCUUACCAUGACAAUGUUAGAAUAUCCAAAACUCACCUUGAUAAGUUUAUUUACUCCUUUCUCAAUUUAGGGAAUCAAAUCAGAACUGAAGCGUCUUUGAGCUCUAUUCAUUGGUUGGCAUCAUUUUUUAUUGCUAAGCAAUAAGGUUGUUUUUACUUGGACAUUAAUUCGUCCCAGACUAGAUCAGACCAGACUAGACCAGACCAAAACAGACCAGACCAGACCAUAUUUUAUUAUCAUCUUCAUCAUCAUCGGCAUCAUCAUCAUUAUCAUCGUUAUUGUUAUUAUUAUUAGUAUUAUUACUAUUAUUACUAUUGUUAUUUUUAAUUAUAAAUGAAUAAAAUAUAAUUAUUUAUGGAUUAUAAUAUAUAUAAAAAAUAAAAUCUUUAUGCAAAAAAUAUAAAAAAUAAAAUUUCAGACCAGACCAGACCAUAUUUUUAUUAUUAUUAUUAUUAUUAUUAUUAUUAUUAUUAUUAUUAUUACUAUUACUAUUACUGUUACUGUUACUGGGGAUGGACCGGUUCCGGUUCGGGCCCGGCCGGGCCUCGGUUCAUGAAGGGGAGGCCCGGAACCGGCCCGGGUAACCCCCGGGUCCGGGCCGGGCCUCGGUUCUAUUUUUUUUUUUUUUGGCUUUUCCUAGUUAACCCCCAACCCUCCCCCUCACCCCCAAACCAAUCCUAACCACCUCAAAUGGCCCAAAAUACCCUGCCCAACCCAAAAACUUAAAAAAAAUUAUAUAUAUAUAAAAAAUUGGCCCGGCCCGAGUCCAUCAUCAUCAUCAUCAUUGUUAUUAUCAUUUUUAUUGUUAUUAUUAUUAGUAUUAUUACUAUUAUUACUAUUAUUUUUAAUUAUAAAUGAAUAAAAAAUAUAAUUAUUUAUGGAUUAUAAUAUAUAUAAAAAAUAAAAUCUUUAUGCAAAAAUAUACAAAAUGAAAUUUCAGUCCAAGUAGGGCUGGACUUGGGUUCGGGCCGGGUCCGGGUCGGGCCUAGGGCCGGGCGGGUCGGCGGUUCAGGAAUGAUGGACUUGGGACUGGCCCGGGUAGCCAUCGGGUCCGGGCUGGCCCGGGUCUCCGGUUUGGGUAUUUUUUUUUUGCUUUCCUAACGCUGUCCUCACCCCCACCCUCUCAAACACCUCCUAACCAUCAACCCCAACCCGAGUGGAACCCCAAAAAAUGAAAAAAAAAAUCAAUUUGGCCUGGGCCUGACUCGUCCGGGACGGUUCGCCAAAUGUGAGACCCGAGCCUGGACCCGCACUACCAACCGGGCCUAGGUCCGACUCGGGCCCGGACUCGAGAACCGGGCCUCUCCCGAUCUCGACCCGAGUCCAACCCUAAGUCCAAGUAAAAACAUCCUAAAUAACCACUUUUUUUGUCCAAACACAACAUUUCCUUGUUUGUGCAUGCAAAAAACAUGUAUGUAUUUUGGAAGUAACGUCACAUAAUCUUCUUUGUAUACACUCGUGUUGGGUUCAUGGUCCAAUGGGGAUUGGCCGAUAAAGCCUUAAAGGUCUACCCUACGAACGUCUCGGGAAGGCCCAAGACAACGGGUUAGCCCCCUAGUGAGGUUCGUCCCCAACUUGGCCAAAGAGAAGGGGAUAUACGUCUCUAAGUGUAGGCAGGUACCUUAUCCCAGAAGCAUCACAAGACGCACGUCUCACAGGACUUGGCCCGUGGGGACGAACGUCCCCAGAAGGCCCAAGCCAACAGGAUACCCUUCCCCAUCCAGGGGACGUACGUAUCCUAGCGUGGCAGGUGCCUUGGCCCAGGAGCAGAACGAGACACACGUCUCACAGGGAACAGGAGGCAAGUUCAUGGGGACGAAUGUCCCCAGAAGGUUCAAGGCAACGGGGCACCAUUCCCCAUCAUCCAGGGGACGUACGUAUUUUAGGGUACAAUGUACCUUGGCCCAGGAGCAUUACGAGACACACGUCUCGAAGGUACUCGGCAGGAAACAUCAGUUAGAAUCAUGGGGAUGAAGUUAAGGCCCAAGACAACGGGGCACCAUUUCCCAUCAUCCGAGGGACGUAUGUAUUAUAGCGUACAAUGUACCUUGGCUCAGGAGCAUCACCAGACGCACGUCUCGAAGGACUUUGGCAUGAAACAACAGUUAGGCUCAUGGGGACGAACGUCCCCUGACGACCCAAGACAACAGGAUACCCUUCACCUAUGAACUCAUUCUGUAGACUUGCAGGCUGUGAUGAGGUAGUUGUCAAGUGUGCUGCCAAAUUUGCCCUUGCUGUUUCAUACACUUGUGGACAAAUUUCCACAUUUUUUGGUGCAAGUGAUAGUUGCGUACCUUCAAGUGGGGGUGGCAGAACUAGAUCCAAGGUCCACCUUUCUGCAGAAUCUUCUUCCUACAGUGGCCAUUUAUGGCAGCAUGUGGAGGUAGCUGGAAAUGAGUAAAGGCUGAUGGUUGAUGUGUUAACUUUUUGUGUAUUUAUAGAAAGGGGUAGCAUUUAUAAAAGGGGGGAAUCUUCUUCCUAAGUUUUUGAUUAAUUUAGUUUGUGAUUCAAUUGUAAAAGUUGUUGUACGAAUGGACCAUCUUGAUGUGAACCAUAUUGAUGUGAACCUUGAUGAUUUCUUUUAGGAAUGGAUGUUUAUUACCCCUUUUUACUAUUCCUUUACCCCUUGCCC
Messenger RNA from Cuscuta europaea, 6025 nucleotides. The record is from the annotation of a GenBank genome assembly. Lineage: Eukaryota; Viridiplantae; Streptophyta; Magnoliopsida; Solanales; Convolvulaceae.